ACUUGCUAAUACAUAUACUUACCUUGAUGCAGUUCGAUCAAUCGUACUACUGGAUUAUUAUUAUAUUGUCCUCCUCUGUUCCUCACCGACUGCAAUCGUCGUCAGCCAGUCCGAUCCGACUCUUUCUUCCUUAAUUUCGUACAUGUUCCUAUGGCCCGCGCCUUGCUCCUCCUGUACUUCUUCUUCUUCUUCUUCGUCGUCGUCGUCUCCCGGGUCCCGGCACCACUGCUGCUGGCGGCGGCGGCGUGCGUACCCGAGCGAUGCGGCAACCUGAUCGUGUCGCCCCCGUUCGGGCUCGUGGACGGGUCGGAGGAGAACAAGUGCGGCCUGAUGGGGUUCCAGGUCCACUGCACAGAUAAGAUCCCGUACCUCGGGUUCUACGGCCGCGAGUACAGGCUCCAGAUCCUCGGCAUCUUCUAUGGCAACUUCUCCUUGCUCGUCUCCGACGCCCACAAGCUCGUGGGCUUCAAUCCCCCCAGCGAGAGAGGGUGCCAUGUCCCCACGGCCAACUCCACCUCCAAACUCGGCCUCCCGUUCUCCAACAGCCCACUCAACCAGAACCUCAUCUUCUACAACUGCACCAAGGCGCCGCCGCCGCCGGAGACGGUGAGCCGAGAUGGGCUCGUGGACACCGCCUGCCGCAACAACACGUUCGUCCGCGCGGGAGGACCGUACAACGGGGAUGGCGGCGGCGGCGGCUAUGAAUUGGAAGGCUGCAACUCUACCGCCGUGCCGGUGCUGGGGAAAUCCGACUCCGGCAAGGUGAACGCCAGCGACUACUUGGAGCUCAUCAGGGAUGGGUUCCUCCUCACAUGGCAGCCGACGCAAGGCUCGCAGCCGGAUGCUGCUGAUAAUGUUGCCGAGGAACAAGGGGAAGGCUGCUCGGCGCCCAAGAUAUGCGGCAACCUGACCAUCUCCGAACCAUUCUGGCUCCCUGACUGGGAGACGGGAAGAUCGUGUGGUUCCCUCGAUUUCGAGGUCACUUGCUUUAAGGGAACUCCAAUUAUACGGAGCGUCUACGGUUUAAAGUCCGGAUUUGCUAUCAUCAACAUCUCUUACGAGGAGCGCAGUUUGCGUGUCGUUGAUCAACACAACCAGGAAGCCUUACGCGCCUCUAGCAACCGCUGCCAUAUCCCGAGCCGGAACACCUCCGUCAAACUGACCCCUCCGUUUAAGAUCAAUCCCGUCUUCAACAUGGAUCUCAUCUUCUACAACUGCACGAAACCACCAGCAGCACAUCAGGACGAGACGCUGGUGGAGAUGAGGUGCGGGAACGAGAGCAACGCGUUUGUCCGCGCCGGAGGGCGUUACGAUGGUGCUGGAGACGGAGACUACGCUACAGAGGGCUGCCAGGCCACCGUUGUGCCGGUGCUGGGGGAAUCAUCGGGCGAGGUGGACGCGAGCAACUACGAAGAGCUCAUCAGCGGUGGCUUCCUUCUCACAUGGCAGUCCCCGCCUGCUGGUACCGGUAGCAAGAGGACUGGCACGAAGAUGAUAAUAAUAAUAGUUUUGACAUCAGCAGCUGCAGCUUUGCUCUCUACAUGUAUUUAUGUGCUGAUAUGGCAUAGAAAGGGGAAAAGACUAUGCUUUCUUCUCUGUAAAAAGACUAGCAGCAGCACUGAAAGGAAUUAUGAGGCCAUGAUAGUAUCUUAUGGAUCUCUGGCUCCAAAAAGGUAUGUGUACUCAGAGGUAAUGAAGAUAACAUCUUCUCGCAAUAAUCAGCUUGGCCAAGGUGGCUAUGGUGUGGUUUUCAAAGGAAGACUACAUGAUGGUCGUCUGGUUGCUGUGAAAUUCUUGCAUGAUUGCAAAGGAAACGGGGAUGAGUUUGUAAAUGAGGUUAUGAGCAUUGGCAGGACCUCUCAUGUUAAUAUUGUUGGCUUAUUUGGAUUUUGUUUGGAGGGAUCAAAACGAGCGCUUAUAUAUGAGUACAUGUGCAAUGGUUCCUUGGAUAAAUAUAUUUACUCAGAGAACCCCAAGGAAAUUUUAGGAUGGGAGAGGCUCUAUGCAAUAGCUAUUGGGAUUGCUCGUGGGCUAGAAUAUUUGCACCAUAGCUGCAAUACACGGAUUAUCCAUUUCGAUAUUAAGCCUCAAAAUAUCCUUCUAGACCAGAACUUUUGCCCGAAGAUUGCCGAUUUUGGUCUAGCUAAAUUAUGUCGUACCAAGGAGAGCAAGCUUUCAAUGACUGGUGCUAGAGGAACAAUUGGAUUCAUUGCUCCAGAAGUUCACUCUCGAACGUUUGGAGUCGUUUCAACAAAGUCAGAUGUCUACAGUUAUGGAAUGAUGCUGUUAGAGAUGGUUGGAGGCAGGAGAAACGUGAAAUCGGUUGUUGAAAAAUCCAGCGAAAAAUAUUUUCCAGAUUGGAUUUAUGACCACUUUGCCCAAGACGAUGGAUUACAAGCAUGUGAAGUCACAAAUGAAAUUGAGAAAAUCGCCAGAAAGAUGACCAUAAUUGGCUUGUGGUGCAUACAAGUGUUGCCUGUGUAUCGCCCUACUGUCACCAAAGUUCUAGAAAUGUUUGAGAGAAGCGUAGAUGACCUGGACAUGCCACCGAAACAGAACUUCUGCGAACUACUUGAAAAUACAACUCACAAUAUGAAUGUACAAAGUGCAAGUUCUACCAUACCUGAGGAGAUAAGCCUUGUGAAUUCGAACAUCCUACGACGGUUGCCGACUCUUUGAGAAGGUGUGUUUGUACACCCGCGUCUCAUCUUACCGUUGUAUUUUAUUUUCUACAAUACACCCAAGUAAGUGUAUCAUCUUUUAUAGAAGAGAGAGCUCCGAAGCAGCAUAUGGUUAACAAUUACAGCUCAGCCAGUGUCUCUCCGUGGCAAUCCAUCCGACUCAGUCGGCUACUUCAGUUUGUCAUUUCGCUCUGCUGUAGUACGAGUUUCUCGAGAGGCCGAGCCGCCGAGAGAGGGGAAGCGAUUCUGUUCGCCGUAUGCGGGUUUUGCUCACCGCCGCCCUCUGGUGAAGGUUUCAGAGGCAGCAGGGGUUCGAGUGCUCGUCGACGGCGUGGGGUUCCUCUCUGCGCCCUACCCUACUCUGUGCAGGGCCGAGAGGGGUUUGCUUUUCCGCCGGCCUCCGGUGAGUCUCUGAUUUUUUGCUCGCUCGUCGUGGUUGGUUGGGGACGGAUGUGCAGCAGAAGCAGCUGUUGAUUUCUCUUUGAAUCCCUCGUUUUCUGGUUCGUGUCGGAGCAUGCUUCGGGCUGGGCUGAUUAUUUCUGCUGGCGACACUGGAUCUUAUGAGAAGGAAUUUAGCUCGCAACAUGACUCCGACCGUUGUGAUGUGGAGCAGCUGUUGGUGAUUCUGUGAAUGACAGUGCAUUUUGGUGAUAUAUUUUGAGUGCAAUAUUCAUUUCAGGAACUCAAACAAGCAGAACCAGAGAUUGAUUUCAAAACUAGAGGUGUUUUAUCUGAAAAUAAUCGCAGAAACUAAAAUAGGUAGUCCCUAAGACAUUCCACCUUGUUAGUAUAUUUUCUGCAAUGUUCUUUUUUCAAUGCAAUCAAACUUUUGUCAAGUUGGGAUUACAAUCACCACUAUGAGCAGCUGCAUGCAAUAAAUGUAGGUUGUGGGUGAGUACAUACCUGAUUAGUUGGUGGAUAAUUAGUGUUCUGCAUAUGUAGAUUGUUUAUAUUGUCAAUAGCCCGCUCUUGAACACUUGCAAGUAACCAAAUGGUACCCAAUUGCUUGCAGAUAUCAAGUCAUAUGAUUACCAUAAGAAUUUUGCAUUUUUAUCUAAUUUAAUUGCCGUCCUUCUGUGCAUGUAUUGUUGUUGUUUUAUGAGUAAUGACCAGAGCAACAUAUGUGAUUCCGGCGGCACCUCGCUCACCUUUGCCGUCCACGUCUUGGAGAGAGGCUUGUCCUCUCCCGCCCGGACUCGCCAUUCCUGCUCAGUCAGAACAUCAUCCACCAAAGCUGCUUCACCCCCUGCAAAAGGACUGCAGCAGGCAGGUUGAGAUACUUGGAUCCUCUGGCGGCAGUGUGAAGCGCCUCGUAGACGAUAUGACCACAGCGGUCUUGGUGGUUUCUGCUACUUCAGGCAUGUCAUUUUUCAUCAUAGAUUACUUUCAAAUAAUCUAAUGUUGGCGAGCUGCGAUUGCAACCUUGGCAAAGUGCAAUUGCAAUUUCACAAUCACUAUUUCUUCUAUUUUUCUAUGUGUUCAUUAUGUCUUUUUCUCUGGAAGUUCAAGCUCCUCCUAUUGAUUGUGAAGCACUUGUGUUCUUUUUAAA
Messenger RNA from Brachypodium distachyon (stiff brome), 4230 nucleotides. RefSeq names its product LEAF RUST 10 DISEASE-RESISTANCE LOCUS RECEPTOR-LIKE PROTEIN KINASE-like 2.4. Gene Ontology annotation, biological process: protein phosphorylation. Gene Ontology annotation, molecular function: protein kinase activity; ATP binding; polysaccharide binding. The record is from RefSeq and is a predicted model, not a curated record. Lineage: Eukaryota; Viridiplantae; Streptophyta; Magnoliopsida; Poales; Poaceae. The transcript is spliced from 10 exons. The coding region runs from base 151 to 2679 and encodes 842 amino acids.